ACUAUGACCGUAUUCUGAUUCGAGGAGAUUAUUCCUUUAGUGGUAUUCAAAAAGAGCCGAUGUCUCGUGUCGAUAAAGCUAACGUUAGUCAUAUCGCAAGCCGAUUGUGAUACAAACGCUCACAUUUAUUGUAUGGUGGGAUGCUACAUUUAAUUUAAAACUUUUAUUUUAUUGUUUGUAUAUAGAGUUAUUAUGUUCAGUUUUAAUGCUGUUUUGUGGUUUUAUUAAGAUUAAUUUAGAGACUGCGUAGAAUAUGUGUAGGACCAUUAACUGCAAAGAGUGAAAAAUUAUGGAAAUUAGAGAAUAAAAACGCGACCAUUUACAACAAAUAAAGCUGUAAAAUAAAUCCAUUUUAACGUUUAAAAUAAAAUAUUGAAUUUUAAUUGAAUAUAGUGAAUAAUAAAGCAACUGGAAAUUUUCAUUUUCAGCUGCUCAUUUACUAUACCUCAUGAACCCAGGAGUGCGAUGAUUGCAAGAACAUAAAAAUAACAAAUUUUAUUCAAAUCUAUCACUUAAAUUGUAUUUACAAAUCAUGAUAGUGUCGUGGAUGUGCUGUCUUUAAUUUAUGCUGGCCAAAAAAAAAAGAAGCAGAAUAAGCAGAAUUAACACAAAUAAAUAAAACAUCUGGAUGCAUUUGGGGAUUACUCGUCAUGCCGGUGAUGAUGUGCCCAUCCCUGAAGAGCAAGAAACAGAGGGCCAAAGACAACUACACAAUCUGCUCCUACAGCAACUGGAUACAGAUGUAAACAUUGACCGGUGUAUCGCUAAGAAGAAAUGCUUUGCUCCAGCAGCAGUAUACAAGCCUUUCGGGGAACAGGCAGCUGGUGUAAGGAGUCUGUCCCAGUUCCAGGCCUUGCAGGACGGGGAUCAGGAACUUGCCGCUCUGAGAGAGCUGGGUCUUACAGAUGCUGAAAUAGAGCUGUGGAGAUGCAGGGAUCAAGCAGAAAGCUCUUGGAAGGACAGAGGGGUUUGCAUUGCACCUGAGGUCAGGAAUGAGCGCCUGCAGGUCAUCCGGGAUAAAAUGGCAGCGCAUGCAGAGCUGCUGUCCAGACCUCAGCGUUUCUCAAGCAGUCGGCCACUUUCCCGUAGGGAGAUGGAAAUCGAAAAGGCUCUUUUUCAAGGAAGUGACCGCAGCAGCUUCCUUACUGCUCUUUACCACAGAGAGUCACCAGGCAGCCAGCAGGGGGCGACAUCCGUCAUAGCAAUGGAUCAUUUCUAUAAAGACUUUCUUGAAGACCAGAACAAAAACUUUUUGGAUAUUUCAGAGUGUUUGCCUCAACCAAAAAUUGCUAGCAAUAUCCAACGUGAAUCGCCAAGCUCUAAAACAGACCAAUCUCAAACUCCCACAGUCCAUGAUUCCGGCCCAACCAAAAACCAACACACAUGCUCAGAACCAACCUCCGUGUCAGACACUGUCAUCCAACCACAGGCUCAAGAAAAAAAGGUUAUACCUACAAAAGUGACAUUAAGCCAAUCCAUUGGCACACUUAGUGCAGCUUCUGGUGGUCAUGAUGGGCCUGUUACAGUAAGUGGAAGGAUAGAGGAAAUUUCAGAUGAACAGAUCAAGAACAAUCGGGAGACAGAAGAGGGUAUACGAAAUAUUCCACGAUUUAAGAACUACCAGAGAGGGACGCCAUCUAAUGUCCUGUGCGUGAAGAACAUGAGUCCACGGGCAUCGCUGGCUCAGCUGGUUUCUCUCUUUUCGAGGUUUCAGAAGGACGACACACAGCCCAUUCUGUACCGCUUGCUAACUGCUCGACUAAAGGGCCAAGCUUUCAUUACAUUUUCUGACGUCGAAAGUUCCCAAGCAGCUCUAGACUUGUUAAAUGGCUACAAGCUGCUUGAAAAGCCACUUAUCAUUGAGUUUGGUCGAGAGAGAAAUAAAGAAACCGAUGCACCCUCUGCAGAUCCCAACACCACCUUCAGUAUAAAGCCAUCAUGCAACGAGAAACCGGUCUAACUGUAUUUAAUAGGCUUUUUCUUUAUUUGUAAACAGUAUUGUAAAUGGUUCAUUUACAUUAAUUUCAUAUGCUGUUUAUUUGGAAAUAGAGUGACUUUGUGAAUGUC
Molecule: messenger RNA, 2067 nt
Organism: Carassius auratus (goldfish)
Lineage: Eukaryota; Metazoa; Chordata; Actinopteri; Cypriniformes; Cyprinidae
Product: RNA-binding protein 41-like
Exons: 7
Coding region: 629-1960 (443 amino acids)
Biological process (GO): mRNA splicing, via spliceosome
Cellular component (GO): U12-type spliceosomal complex
Molecular function (GO): pre-mRNA intronic binding; U12 snRNA binding
Source: RefSeq, a predicted model, not a curated record